Kuraishia capsulata CBS 1993 is the source of this 852-nucleotide messenger RNA. RefSeq lists its product as uncharacterized. Gene Ontology annotation, molecular function: protein disulfide isomerase activity. The coding region runs from base 1 to 852 and encodes 283 amino acids. The record is from RefSeq and is a predicted model, not a curated record. Lineage: Eukaryota; Fungi; Ascomycota; Pichiomycetes; Pichiales; Pichiaceae. Gene Ontology annotation, cellular component: endoplasmic reticulum. Gene Ontology annotation, biological process: protein folding. The transcript is spliced from 2 exons.
AUGUUCGGGUUUUUUCUGCUUCUGUUCUUGAGAGUCAGUUUAGGUUUUGCCAUUGAACUUAGUGAUUCGGACUUUGACUUGCUUGCUUUCGGACAGAACAAGUAUUCUCUGGUAAACUUCUACUCCAAAAGCUGUGCACAUUGUUACCAUCUGGCUUUUCAUUACGAUCCUCUCGAGACCCUUUUCAAUAAUACAGAUGUGCAAAUCAUUAAGAUUGAUGGUAUCACCAACAAAGCAGUGAGGGCUAGAUAUGGUAUCAAUACUUUCCCCAAGGUAAUUCUUUUCGAUUCCAAUGGUCAAAUAGUUGCCCAGUUUCAGAGCGAAAGAACAACGGAUAACUUGGUUACCUUUGUUCGGACCAACACGGGCGUAGAGCCAAAUUAUCCUGAUUCCUCCGUCGUGCGAUUAGCUGGGACGGACGACUUCGAGAAAACAAUCAAUUCUGGAAAGGAAGUUGUUAUGGCUUUCGUUUACCCUUGGACACAGAAAUGGGAUAACAUACACCACUCGUUCUACGAGAAUCUAGCACACCACUAUAAUGUGGAGAUGGCAGACUCUUCGGUGGUGUUCUGUGUCGUGGAUGCGGCGAAUCCUGAAAAUGCAGAGACUGUCUCACUACUUCAGGUAGACAGAUAUCCCACCGUGUUCAAGUUUCCGGGAGCCAGUUCUGCCAGCGCCGAAGUCCGCAAGAUAGAUCACAAUAUAGACCAAGACGACGUGGUGGGCCUUCUUCGCGGCGAGAUUGGCCAGACCCUGUCGCUGGUCAAACUCCGUGAACUCAAGGAUCAACUACAAGCUGAAGACAGCUUUCAUGAUGAUGAAGCCACCGGCUGGUUCCACGAAGAUUUAUGA